CCAGACACAGCUUAUCAAUAAAAAAAUCUUUAUCGUCUGAAAAGCCGUAUUUGUCAGCUGCAAAAUGCCUUCUAAAAUUUAUAAAUACAAUCUUGUGCUGUUACUACUUCUAAAUGUUUUUAUAGGAUCAAUUGCAGUUAUUUCAAACGAAGACAAACUCACAAGAUUUUUAUUCAACAAAACUCGAUAUUCGCCGAUGUAUCGACCAGUGUUGAACGACACCGCGCCUCUCUUAGUUCACCAUGUUCUAUAUCUUCUCAUGAUCUCAGAUGUGGACGAGAAAAACAUGAUAUUGACAACUUCUGUCCGAAUAAAAAUGAUGUGGAAGGACGAGUUUCUGACUUGGGAGCCUGGUGACUACGGUGGAAUGAAGGAAAUUAACCCCGAACCGACAAGCAUUUGGACACCGUCUAUUAUAUUGUAUAACAAAGCUCAGAGCAAUCUUGAUUACGACAAACCACGUGCUAAUCUGAAGCAUGAUGGGAGUGUUUCGUGGCUUUUUGCCAUGGUGAUAAAAAGUUCGUGCUUAAUUCACGUCCAGUACUUUCCGUUCGAUGAACAGGUAUGUGAACUCUUUUUUGGAUCAUGGAACUAUGACGUCACUAAACUUGAUCUCCAACCAAAGUCAAGGGAAGAAAUGUUGUAUGAUUACCACCUUAAUGGCGAAUGGGAGUUGAUGGAGGCGUCAAGCAGACGAACAACGGUCGUUCAUAUCUGCUGCAAGAAUGAUGUAGCAAGGAUCACCUACCAUCUUCAUUUGAAGAGAAGAACGCUUUUCUACAUGACGAAUUUCAUUCUACCAUGUGCAAUCAUCGCUUUUUUGACGCUCUUGGUUUUUCUAACGCCAAUUGAAUCAGGGGAGCGAAUGGCAGUUGGUGUAACUAUUCUCCUAUCGAUGGCUGUGUUUUUCCUAAUGCUCGAGUCUACCAUGCCAUCAUCUAAUGAGCUACCCUUGUUAGCCAAAUAUUACUGCUGUACGGUUAUAGAAGUUGUUUGUUGCAUGGUUGCCAUGUGUUGGAUACUACGACUAGUGCAUCACGACCCUAAGCCCUUGGCAAAGUGGUUAAAGAAAGCCGUCUUGCGAUAUUUAGCAUCGUUUGUGUUCUAUAAAACGGGACACAGAAUAAGACCGCGAAAAAUCGAGGUUCAAGAAAAUACAGUUCAAAGAGACGCUGAAAUAGAGACAAAGUUUGCCGGCAAGUGGCUAAAAAAACUUAAGCAAAAAGGUGGAAAGUCACAGGUAAACCAAGAGUCAAACGCCGAAGAAAACAAGGCUAUAAACAUUUUAUCAGUUAAAGUAAGAGAAGAAGUAAACAACGAAAAGCUAAAGGAACAAUGGGUGACUGUAGCAAACGUGUUAAACCGGUUUUUUACCUGUUUAUUCCUGUUUGCAGCUGUGAUGACUAUGUUAGCUAUUUUUGUAUUUAUAACUCCGAUUCACGAUUUUCAUUAGGGUGAAACGACCAAAAGGAAACAGACCUUUCUUACAGUUGAACCCUCGACUUAGCGGUCAGCCUCCAUUAAACGGCCACUCAUGAAUUCCCUAAAAGUCGAUUCUCAUAUAUAUUGACUGUAAACGUGACCUCUAUUAAACGGUGUUCCGAAACGAGGACAGCAAGCCCGACAAAAUGGCGAGGCUGCGAAGGCGACAAAGGAGAACGCGGACGCUUUCAACAUUUGCUACAACAAUUGUUCCAUUUUGUUGAGCGGCAAUGUUGAAGAUGUUGAAUACGUUUGCGAGAGGCUGAAUUGUUGUUGAAGCGUUUAAAACUUUUCAACACUGAGCCAAUAUUUCUUUUGUUCUCAAAUAUGUUGUUUGAUGCUGAGCCGCCUGUGCGCGGCCAUUUCAACAGGAAAAAACAAAUGUUGAAGCCGUAUGUGUGGCCUUCAUUUUGAACGUCAAUAUAGUGUAUGACUCUGUGCUGGCACUAUUCUGUAGGGAUUUUGAAAAAUAUUUUAAGAAUUUUGGUUUCUGGAGUGGAGAAGAUGAAAUCUCUUUUUUACGUUCUAAGUUUUGUUUUGGUGUAAUCAUUGUAGCACACUGAUGUCAAGAUAUGAAAAAAAUGAUUGUUAGCUGUCAGCCAAUCAAAAGAAGCAUAUCUUUUGAAUAUAUAAUUCUAUUAUCUAUAUCACAAGGACUGUAUUAAUUAAGAACAAAAUAAAACAAUGUUCUUAGAAUAUGCAUGUAAUGUAUCGGUUAUGUAUAUAGUACACCAAACAUUAAACUUAUUAAAUAAAAAAAUAAAAAAAAAAAACAAACAAAAAACAAACAAAUAAAAAACAAAACAAAAAAAAAGAAACAGCCUUAAAGGUCCAUGGUCAACCGUCAUUCAAUGCGCUCGUGUUUUAGAUUUUUCAUAUAUGAAAAAUAAAGGGGACUUCAAAUACCAUUCACAAUCUGUUUCCAUCCAUCGGAUUAAAGGUGGAAUCUUACAGUAUCUCCAUUCAUAUAGUAUAAAGUGAUAAUAAAGAGUAAGUUUUUGCUUAUAUUACGAUGUAUAUUUAUUUCCAAACAUAUGAAUAAAAGCUCGAAAAGGAUGCUGGUGGACCAUGUCCCUUAUAUUCAAUAAAUAUUCUAUUCUGUGCUGCAGUCGUCCUGCAGCUUUCUAGUUAUCGAGAAAUAAAUACAGAUUGUGUCUAACA
Exaiptasia diaphana is the source of this 2643-nucleotide messenger RNA. Its product is annotated as neuronal acetylcholine receptor subunit alpha-7. The record is from RefSeq and is a predicted model, not a curated record. Gene Ontology annotation, biological process: signal transduction; regulation of membrane potential; nervous system process. NCBI's taxonomy places the organism in Eukaryota, Metazoa, Cnidaria, Anthozoa, Actiniaria, Aiptasiidae. The transcript has 9 exons. The coding region runs from base 65 to 1453 and encodes 462 amino acids. Gene Ontology annotation, molecular function: transmembrane signaling receptor activity; acetylcholine-gated monoatomic cation-selective channel activity. Gene Ontology annotation, cellular component: postsynaptic membrane; neuron projection; synapse.